Messenger RNA from Maniola jurtina (meadow brown), 1998 nucleotides. It is a transcript of the gene Prp31, whose product is annotated as U4/U6 small nuclear ribonucleoprotein Prp31. Bases 121 to 1611 code for a protein of 496 amino acids. Gene Ontology annotation, cellular component: U4/U6 x U5 tri-snRNP complex; U4 snRNP; precatalytic spliceosome. The transcript is spliced from 9 exons. Lineage: Eukaryota; Metazoa; Arthropoda; Insecta; Lepidoptera; Nymphalidae. Gene Ontology annotation, biological process: mRNA splicing, via spliceosome; spliceosomal tri-snRNP complex assembly. The record is from RefSeq and is a predicted model, not a curated record.
AGUGACAGUGACGUUAGUAAACCAAUAGUAACCUAAAAUUGAUGUUAGUAACAAAGUUAAAAACAAAUAUUUGCAUUUAUACAUUGAAAAAAAGCAAGUUUUGCCCGAUUGGUUUCAAAAAUGUCUCUUGCUGAUGAGCUUUUGGCUGAUUUGGAAGAAAAUGAUGAUGGAGAGCUUGAAGCCAUGAUUGAAAACAAAACAUCAAAUGAUCAUGAAUUUGCAGUACCUUUUCCGGUUGUACCAAAGGAAGAAGAAAUUAAAAAUGUCUCUAUUAGAGAACUAGCUAAAUUAAGGCAUUCUGAUCGCUUGCAAAGGGUAAUAACAGAAAUAGAACAAAAUGUUGGUAAUGACAGGAAAAAAAUUGAGGUGACUGGUUUAAUGGAAUCAGACCCCGAAUACCAGCUGAUUGUAGAGGCCAACAAUAUAGCUGUUGAGAUUGAUGGGGAAAUAGCUAUUAUCCACAGAUUUGUUCGGGAUAAAUACCAGAAAAGGUUCCCAGAACUGGAGUCAUUGAUCAUAACUCCGUUGGAAUACAUCCGCACAGUCAAAGAGCUUGGCAAUGAUUUGGAUAGAGCUAAAAAUAAUGAAACACUGCAGAGUUUCCUGACCCAAGCUACUAUUAUGAUUGUAUCAGUUACUGCAUCUACAACUCAAGGGAAAUUACUAUCUGACUAUGAACUGAGUGAGAUAUUUGAAGCAUGUGACAUGGCAGCAGAGUUGAAUACCUUCAAAUCAAACAUUUACGAAUAUGUGGAGAGUAGGAUGACAUUCAUAGCUCCUAAUAUAACUGCAAUUGUUGGUGCAUCAACAGCAGCAAAGAUCUUGGGUGUUGCGGGCGGUCUAUCAAAGCUGUCCAGAAUGCCAGCCUGCAAUGUGCUGCCUCUUGGACAGCAGAAAAAGACCCUAUCCGGUUUCUCUCAGGCUGCUUCAUUGCCCCAUACAGGCUUCAUUUACUUCUCGCAAAUUGUUCAGGAUGCUACCCCUGAGCUACGAUACAAGGCAGCCAAACUUGUGUCGACCAAACUGAUCCUAGCCGCGAGAGUGGACGCAUGCCAUGAAAGCACUGAUGGGGAAAUAGGACGACAACUCCGAGAGAGUAUUGAGAAAAAACUUGACAAACUGCAGGAACCUCCCCCAGUGAAGUUCGUGAAGCCACUGCCCAAGCCGAUAGAACAGAGUCGCAAGAAACGAGGCGGCAAGCGCGUGCGCAAGAUGAAGGAGCGCUACGCUAUGACGGAGUUCAGGAAGAACGCGAACCGACUCAACUUCGCUGACAUUGAAGACGACGCUUACCAAGAAGACUUGGGCUACACGCGCGGCACGAUCGGCAAAUCGCGUACAGGACGCGUGCGCUUGCCGCAAAUAGACGAGAAGACCAAAGUGCGCAUCAGCAAGACCUUGCAGAAGAACUUGCAGAAACAACAGCAAUACGGGGGCGCCACCAGCAUACGGAGACAGGUUUCUGGCACCGCGUCCUCGGUCGCCUUCACGCCUUUGCAGGGUCUAGAAAUUGUGAACCCGCAGGCGGCUGAGACGCGCGUGAAUGAAGCUAACGCGAAAUACUUUUCGAAUACGUCCGGAUUCUUGUCCGUUGGCAAAAAUACGACAUGAGUACACUGACAAACGGCCUUAUUCACAAUCAUUAGUAUGAGGUCUCACAGUGCGCUCGAACGCAUAGUGUAAGUUCCACCAAUCAGAUCAUUGUAAAUUGACCUGAUGCAGUAAUCUGAUUGGUGGAACCUACACUGUGAGUUCGAGCGCACUAUGAAACCUCAUAGUAACGUUUGUGAAUAUGGGUGUAAGUAAUAAGUAAAACGACCAAAACGCGCUCGAAACGUUUGCGGGCUAGAUAUUAUGUGAAAAAAGUUUCCGUGCGUUCUGACUUAAAUUGCUUUAAAUUAUUAUUAAAAGGAAUAUACAAUGUUACGCGUUUCAAUUCUGUGAUUGUGUGAUUUGUAUGAAAUAAGUAUGUGAAAUAAAUUUAAUUUCAUUCAUGAA